UUUUAAAGUCACCAAUGAGCGAUACGACGACGAAUGCACCAGAUGUGGAGGAUGAGGAAAGUAAUGAGAAUUUAGUAAGGGACUAUUUGUUACAUCAACUUCAACUGAAUUUGCUACAUGAACAAUGGCAAGGCAAACCACAUGCUGAAGCUGUUGGAGGAUUAAUGGAAGCUAAAAGAAUAAUGCAGGAAAUGGAAGAUGAUGUUGUGAAAAAAUUCAUUGCUUUAAAUGAACAAUAUGAACGAAUUAAUGGAUUAAUAGACCCGGAUAAAAUGUACGAACUAGAAAACUAUCAGGAAAUGUUAAAAGAAAUUGAACAUUUAUCAGUUAAGCGGCAGACUAUUUUGGAUAAGUUCGGUGGUGAUGUAAAAGCAUACAUGGUAGAUCAUCAUGCUCAAGAGGAGCAGCUGGCAAAGCUUAAAACUGAAGUCCAAAAUCAGAGAGAAAUGAUUGCCAUGCUGAAUGCCCGUAUAUCAGAAAUUAAUUCUAAGCUGCAAUCUCCUUAAGUUUCUUCUAUAUUUGAUUAUAUGAUGGUUAGGUUCAUGGAAAAAAGCUGUUGUAUGGCAUUGCAAGGCUUCGUCUUUUUUCCUUUUUCCUUAUAUGAACAGCUGAC
This is a messenger RNA of Loa loa (African eye worm), 613 nucleotides long. RefSeq lists its product as hypothetical. The transcript has 5 exons. The record is from RefSeq and is a predicted model, not a curated record. Lineage: Eukaryota; Metazoa; Nematoda; Chromadorea; Rhabditida; Onchocercidae. The coding region runs from base 15 to 506 and encodes 163 amino acids.